UUCGGAUUGUUGAAAAUAGAUUUUAAAAUGUUUAUUGUUUGGUAACUGUGAUUGUUUAACAUUCAAUGGUAAUAAAAAUAAAAAAUUUAUAUUAAAUAACAUGUUUAUCCUUAAUGAAAAAUUAGAGUAGUUCGAGAAAUAUUAAAAACUUUGUUAGUAAAUAUAUUUAAUAUGAUAAAUAAAUAAAAGAAAGAGAAAAUGUAGGAGAAAAAAAAAUCUCAUGAAUCAAGAUAUAGAAUUUCUCUGAUUAUGAGAGAUUUGAUAUCCAUAGAUUUUAGAGAUUUGAAAUCUCUAAAGCUAAAAUCCACAAUACAAAAAGCAACAAAAAAACAUAGCUUUCUACAAAAUCUACGGAUUUAAUGAAUCCACGGCCUAAAUCCCAUUCUCCAAACGACCCCUAAGUUAACGGUAAAGCUGGGGAGUGGGGAACACUCUACCAAAUUUCCGCGGGAGCAUCUGAAAUUUACGCCGGCGGUGGAUCUGAAAUUCCUUUUCCACGGUCGAUCGGUGAGAGGGAGGGAGACGUGAUUUAUCUGUCUCCGACGAGAGGUUGGCGAUGGCGGUGGCUGAGAAUGGAGUUGAAAUGCCUUGUUGUCUCCUCCCGCUGCGGCCUUGAGAUGUUAAUUCUCAACGAGCUAGGUCAGUCUAUCUGUUCUCUCCCUUCGUCUUAUCGUUUUUGCGAUUUUUUUUUGUGGUGUGUGUGAUAGUCGUCGUCUGGAUGUUUUAGUUCUCGCCAUUGGAGGUUUAAACAGGAAAGCUUUCGGUAUAGGAAGCUCGUUUUGUAUGGCUUCGAACAUUUAGCGAGAUGAAUUAAUUAACCCUAAAGUAGUAUUAAGCGAGGGGAUGUAGCUUCUGCUUAGAUUGUGAGGGAGAUAGAACCUUUGAGGCUGGAAAUCACCAAAUUACCUACAAUCCAAGCAGAAACUAUUAAUUCUCGUGAUUUCUGCAACUUGGGCGGCUGGCGGCUCAAUGGAUAGCCACCAACCCUCCAUUAUCUUCAACAGUCAGCAUAUUAGUAACUUAAUCAACCAAGAUCUUGACUUCAACAGGCUAGUUAGUUAUUGUAUAACUAAGGGGGUUGCAGUUCCGCUUCAUCACUGACGAACCAGAUUACCAACCAACUUCUCUCUACUCUCUCUCUCUCUCUCUCUCUCUCUCUCUCUCUCUCUCUCUCUCUCUCCUUCACCAAAAAGGAGAAAGCCAAGAAAGAAAUGGCUGCUUCUAGUUCUCUUUUUAGCAUUGGCAAAACAGUUCUGGAGAAACUGGGUCCUCUUGUGCAGCAAGAGGCGGCUUUGAUGUGGAACCUGCAAGGUGAACUCGAGAAGAUGAAUGGCACCCUGACCGCCAUUCAGGCACUUCUACUUGAUGCAGAGGAGCAGCAAGCACACAGCCGUCAGGUCAAAGACUGGCUCCAGAAGCUGGAGCUCUUGUUCCUAGAUGCGGAGGAUCUACUUGAUGAUGUUGCUACGGAAGCUCUGCGGGAGGAAGCAGCUGCGAGGGAUCGAGAUGACUCCAGCAGGUGCUGGACUGUGGUACGCUUCCUUUUCUCCAUCCCGAGUCGGGUGAUUUACGGUCUUAAAAUGGCUCAUAAAGUCAAGAGUCUUGGGGAGCAGUUGGAUGAUAUACAUGAUGAUAACACCAAAUUGCAUCUGAAUCCUCGUUUCGAGGAGAGAGGCAAAAUGGUGAAGCAUACCCUCACCAUUUCUUCCAUCCCUGACAUAGUUGUUGGGAGAGAAGAUGACCUGAAUCAUAUUAAGCAACUUCUUCUAUUGGCCGACAAUGGCCCUAGGAUCUCGGUGGUUUCUAUAUUUGGCAUUGGAGGGAUGGGGAAAACCACACUUGCUCAGCUCAUUUACAAUGAUAGGCAAGUUAAGGAGCAUUUUAAGUUGAGGAUAUGGGCUUGUGUGUCUGGGUUAUUUGAGCUCAGAGUGAUUACCACAAAGAUUCUUGAAUCAGCUACAAAGGAGAAGAUAUCAGAUCUUGAGCCUGAAGCACUAACCAAUCUCCUUGGGGGGUUCAUUGGUGGCAAAAAAUUCUUUCUUGUGCUUGAUGAUGUGUGGGACUUUAAUCCCGAGGAGUGGGAUAUGCUCAGAUCUGUGCUCAAGAGCGGUGCCAGUGGGAGCAAGAUCUUAGUCACCACACGGUUCGAGAACUUUGCAAAGAUGAUGAGUCGUGGUUCUCCAGAUCCACCGUAUGCUUUGAGCGGCCUAUCCUCGCCACAAUCAUGGUCAUUGUUUAGGCAGGUCAUGUCUGGUGGUGGUAACCACCAAUUAGCUGUCGAGGAACCACUUAACAUAUCUAAUGUGGAGCAGAUUAAAGAACAAAUCAUGAAAAAGUCUGUUGGGGUACCUUUAGCUGUGAAAACAGUAGCCAAUUUGUUGUCUUUUAAAGAUCCUCAAACUGAGUGGUUGUCUUUCCUUCAAUCCAAUGAACUUUUAAGUGCCAAGCAUGAGAACAGCAUGCUGCAUAAUCUAAAGCUGAGCUACAACUACCUUCCCUCGCAUUUGAAACGCUGCUUCCUGCUUUGUAGUUUGUAUCCCAAAGACAUUCCCAUUUCUGUCCGCGAACUAAUUUUUCAUUGGUUCGCAUUGGGGUUUAUUGAGUCAUCACCUGAAGAUACCAAACAGAGUCUAUAUGAUUUAGGUCUCCAGUAUUUUAUGGAUUUGACAUGGAGGUCCUUCUUUCAAGAAAUAAAACGAGACAGGUCUAAUAGUAUAAAAUCUUGUCGAAUGCAUGGUUUAAUCCAUGAUCUUGCAGUCUCAGUGUCUGGGUCUAAUUACUCAGAAAUAAAUGAACCUACAGCAACAAUCAGUAAAACCACUUAUCACAUGUCAUUGAGCCAUGAUUUGUGGUGUCCUACAGAGCUUGUAGGCCACCUAGAAAAAGCCAAACAAUUGCGAACCUUUUUUUCUGUGUAUAAAAAGUGGUAUCAGUCUGGAACGAGUUGGGAUGAGUCUACCUUCAGAUCUUUUAUUUCAAAAUUUCCAAGUUUGCGUAUACUUGCAUUUUGGGACUCUGGGAUGGAAGUUUUGUCAGACGACAUUCAAGAACUAAAACAUCUUCGCUAUUUGGAUAUCUCAUUAAACAAUAAGAUAACCCGGCUGCCACCUUCUAUCACCAUGCUACAGAACUUACAAGCUCUGUGGCUUUCUGAGUGUAGUAGUCUUCAAGAGUUGCCAAGAGAUAUCAACAAACUUGUGAAUCUCUGGAUCCUGGCAUGCAGAGGCUGUUUCGCCUUGACACACAUGCCGGUGGGGUUGGGUGAACUAACUCGUCUUGAAGUAUUGACAUAUUUUGUGGUGGGAAAGGAGGAUAGUUUCACUUCUAAGCAGACAGUAGGUGGGUUGGAUGAGCUACAUAGGCUAGACAAAUUAAGAGCCCGGCUCGAAAUUGCGAAUCUUGGAGCCCUUCAAAGCAGAGCGAGGGUAUUGUCUCCGUCACCAUUACUCGCAUUUGAGCUUGGUGCGGCUGCUAAUUUGAUGGGGAAGCCCCAUCUUGAAACUCUGAUACUAGGGUGGGGUCUUGAUAAUGGUGAAUGGGAAGAGAUUGGGCGGGAAGAAGUUUUGACGGGAUCAGAAGAAGAUGCUGAAUGGGAUGAAAGCUUACUAGAAGGCCUCCAACCGAGCUCCUGUCUGAAAUCGUUGGAGGUGAUUCAGUACAAAGGAGGGAAAUGUCCAAGUUGGAUUUCUUGUCUCACUAACCUGGUCACUCUUUCAUUGUAUUGGUGCAAAGUGCGCCAUGGUUUGCACCAGUUGCAAGAAUUGCCGGUCCUUCGAAGGCUUACUAUUGUGAGGCUCCUUGAACUAGAGUUCAUGGAUGAAGAUGAAGAGGAAGAGGAAGAGGAAGAGGAAGACGGUGACAGAUGCUGGGUGCUGGCCAAAGAAGGUACAAAACACAAGAAGACAUCCAAACCAUUCUUUCCUUCCCUCGAGAAACUUGGAUUGCAUAAUUGCCCCAAACUAAAGGGAUGGCGCAGGAGGAAGCUGCCCCAAUUUCCUAAACUUUCUAAACUGUCCUUAAUGUUGUGCCCUCUGCUGACGAUGAUGCCAUUAUUUCCAACACUCGAUAAGGGUCUACAAUUGGUUGGAACUAGCCUAGAACCGCUACUGUGCACAAUGAACGUCCCAUCGUCUUCGGUAGGAAACACAAGCUGUUCUUCAUUUUCAAGUGAAGUGGACUUGAUGCAGUACCCUUUGUCCAAACUGAAGAAACUGCAAAUCUAUGGUGUCGAUGACCCUCCAAGAGACUGGCUGAGAGGGAUGCAACACCUCACUUCCCUGCAAGAGCUUAGAAUUGGAAUUUUUUCAGGGCUGGAGGAGACUUUGAAUUGGCGCUACAUCUCGCACGUUCCGGAAAUCACACUUGAUCGCAUCUAUAUAAAUAGAGACGGCCAGUUUCUCUGGGAUGAGUUUGGUUGGGACAACUUCCAUCUGAUACUACAGAUUGUCAGAGAGCUUAUGGCAAAGAACAACUUAGAAGGGGAGAAUUCAAGAGGAUGAGCGCACAAAAGGAAAUGAUCGGGUUGAUCCCUCAAGAAAAUAGGUUUGGUACGACAUAGAGCCUCAAAGUUAAAGGGGGCACAAUUGGGCUUUUAGUCUCAUCUCUUGAAUUGUCAUUACUUGUUUUCAUAUUUGAGUUUACCUUUUAGUAAUCCAAUCAUAAUUUCUGGGGGUAAAAACUAUAAUUUCGACUUCAAGUUUGCCCCAGUUGUCUUGAAAUGGGAUUUUGCAUUUCUGGUGUGUAUUUAAAGCUGCAAUUUUUUUCUUUAUCCAUCCAAACUACUAUGCAUUAUUCUACAUGAACUUGCUUGUUGUUAUGCUCUUUGAUAUGACUGCUGUAAUUAUAUGCAGAACGCAAUGUAAUUUUUGUAUGUUAUGUGACGGAGUUGUUGACUGAUGCAGAUUAGAACUGGAGGCUUGGUGAUAUGGAGCUCAAGGAGUUCAGUCGUAUUGUAUGGAGGAAUGAGCUAUCGAUCCUGACGUGUAAGAUCUUACGUGAAAGACAAAGAGGCUAUUACGGAAGCUUCUCCAUCUAAUGAAGCAGUGAAGAUUGAUGAUGCUAUAGCUGACCAAGGAACCAAAGGACUUGUGAGAACCCCGGAGCCCACUGUAGAGAAUUUGGCAAAGGGUUUCAAGGAUUUCUCAAAGAACGAACUCAUGGAACUCACUGAGUUGAACAUUUGUUAGAUGGAUUAGGACCAAGGUUCAAGAACUGGUGUAGCAGUGGGCUAUUGCAUGUUGAUGCUGAAUGGCUUCCUGCUGUUGCCCAGGAUACAAACCUCUGUUCAGGCUUCUUCUCAUGGGGUGAAAGUUGAGAGGUCUAUGAUUGUAUCAUAGAGAACAAACACUUGCAUUGGAAAUACCACUAGCUAGUGAGAUAAUUUUGGCUGGCAAAAACUCUGCAAAAUCAAACAUAUUGCAAUUUCUUUGGAAGCUGCAAGUGGGGGAGUCCUAGUAGCUAUGGGGAGAAAUGCUAAGGCUGUGUGAUUAUAGCUUAUAAUGGGAAGAAUUAUAAAUGCCGUCUUGGUGUGAAUCCUAAAAAUUUGAUGUCCAGGAGACAAGCACUGGCUAGGUCCGUUGAACUUCAUAGAGGAGAGGUACUCUUGCAGUAUAUUAUUCUUUGUUUAUUAUGUUUCUUAUGGUAAUCUAGCAUUUGGUUCUCUGAAUUCAGUUUAAAUAUAUUCCUUUCUAUAGGCACUGAAGCACCAUGCGAUUUGCAAGAGAGAAUUGAACUAGUCAAGUCUGAAUUGAAAUGGUAUUUUCCCAAAAUUGGUUGGAGAUAUAUAUGUACAAGCCGAUUACCGUAUUUGUUUAAUUAACUUGCUCUUGUGUCUAUGCAGCAAGAUGUUGAAGCUGGCAAGACGUUGCACACAGAUAAGGCUGUCAGUACAAUGUUGGACAAUGCUUCUUUGUUCUGUGAUCAUGAUGAACAGGAAGAUUUUCAGUUUCCGUAGCUCAUUUCAAUAGGUUGCUGUGAGGCUCAUGAGUUUGCAUAAGGUGAAGACUUGGGCAUAUUUGGUCUCUUCAGGUGGCCUCUCGCUCACCAGAUAACUAGUAAUUCCUUCACAAUCCAUUCAAAACUCAGGCAAUGAAAAUAGCCUAUUAGCUUUUACGUUCAAUUCAUCUUGUCUUUGUAGUUUUAGCUUGACCCCGGGGUUCAGCUCCGACCUAUAUGUUUAACUUUAUACAUGCUUCGACUCUGGUGUGACUUGUGACUGAAAAUCUUUCUGAGCAUCUAUGGAAAAGAGAUUUCUCUCUUUAUCUCUCUCCAACUGAGAGAGUCCAGCUUCAACACAGGACUCCUCAUAGAAUCACCUAGCUCAAGCCUUUUGAAAUGAACAACAAAUAUCAUUCGACUCACUGUGAGGUGAUCCAGUUUCCUUGUGUGAUAUAGCCCUGCUCCUUGAUGUGCUGCACACCCUUUUAAGCUCCCGUAGUGAGCAACAGAACUUACUAUCGUUCUAAAUUCCAUAGGCUGGAUUUCUUGCUUAAUGCUGAUAAACAGUUUCCUGUAAAGAGCCGUCACUUAUUCUGAUGUUGCUCUAUCUGCUGAAGUCUUAAGAUAUGCAGGUUUCCAAAACAGAGAGCUCCUCGUCUAAGAUUUGCUUGUACAGCCAAUAUCCUAGUCAGAAAAAUGAGUUCCCCACCUGUUGGUUGUUUCGUGAUGUUCUUACUUCUUACCAAGACUUGUUUAUCUUUCUAUGCACUUCUCUACGCCUGGCACGGUUAUCUGACUUAUGUUUAGGUAAUUUCAGCUAUAGCUCCGUCCAACUGACUUGUUGACUACUGUCUCAUCUUUCAGGAUGAUGGAGAAGAAGAGGACUAUCCUUGAUCAUGUGCGGCCAGUGGCAGAGCAUGUUGGUAGCAGAACAGGAUUAAACUCGAUACAACCAGGUGCUUGAUUUUGGAGUAGUUUCCUCGUUUCCAUCUGUGCUUCCGAGAAUGGCAGCCAAAGAAAACAACGUAAAGCACGCUUACUUGGAGACUCGGAGUGGAGAUCGUGGAGCCUGAUAUCGUAUGAAUGCCUCAUCCAGAUCGAAAGUGAUAACGCCUCACCCAUGUCGAGAGUGAUUCGUGGCUGUACAUAGAACAAAACUAUUUUUACUAUAACUUCUGUUUUAAGCUUGUUUGAUGACUAGGCUUUAGAACAAAUUGCAGAUGUACAGAAUGUUGUGCUGCUGUGUGUCAACACUUGCAAUUGGGUCCAACAUUCAUGCAGUACGCUUCAUUCACUUAGACAGAACCCUUGUUUUUGCUUUUUGUUAGUAAAUUGUAUAUGGUCCA
Linum trigynum is the source of this 7283-nucleotide messenger RNA. NCBI's taxonomy places the organism in Eukaryota, Viridiplantae, Streptophyta, Magnoliopsida, Malpighiales, Linaceae. The record is from the annotation of a GenBank genome assembly.